UCAGGAUCCACCAUAUUCUUGAAAUCUAUUGAUGCUUCCUCACAUGUGAAAAAUGCCACAUACUUAUGUGAGGCUAUUGAGGAAGUCAUACAAGAGGUGGGGGAAGAAAAUGUGGUGCAGGUGGUGACAGAUAAUACAGCAAGUUAUGUUGCUGCAAGUAAAUUUUGAACUUUUCAAGUCUUGAUGGAGAGGCAUCUAUGAUUAUUUAAAAUUUUCUUAACACAUCAAAAUUUCUAAUUAACUUAAAAUUGCUGCAGGUAAACUUUUGAUGGAGAGGCACCCGAAAAGUUUUUGGUCUCCUUGUGCGGCCCAUUGCCUUGACCUCAUGUUGGAGGAUAUUGGUAAGCUUGAAUGGGUGAAAUCAAUAGUUGAAAGGGUCAAAAAUAUCAGCAAGUUUAUCUACAAUCAUGCAUUGGUCCUUAGCAUUAUGAGGCAAUACACGGGGCAAAAGGAGUUGGCUCGUCCUGGUAUCACGAGGUUUGCCUCAAACUUCCUCACACUGAAAUCCUUGAUAAAAUCAAAGGGGGCUUUGAGGCGUAUGUUUGUUGGUGAGGAGUGGACUUCCUCAUCCUAUGCUACGACCACUGCAAGGAUAGAUGUGGUAAAUUGCAUUUUUGAUGAGCCAGGUUUUUGGACCCCCUGUGGAGAAACCGUGCAGGUCACUGAGCCCCUCGUAGUUCUCCUACGAGUUGUUGAUGGGGAGAAGCCCUCUAUGGGCUAUAUAUAUGAGGGUAUGGAUAGGGCCAAGGAGCCAUUAGGUCCAUAUAUGCAAGAGAUGAGGAUAAGUAUGGCCCCAUUUGGGAGAUUAUUGAUAGGAGAUGGCAGAACCAGCUUCACAGGCCCGUCCAUGCAGCAGCCUAUUACCUCAAUCCGGCAUUUCGAUUCUGUGAUGACUUCAAGGCAGAUGAGGAGGUUCUUAGUGGCCUGUAUACAGUGGUUCAAAAGUUGUGUACUGAUGGCACAGCCUCAAGUACAACGCUCCAGCUGGAUAAAUAUAAUAAUCGAGAAGGGGCAAUCUUCUCAAGCAGCAUGUGCAUAGAGGCUCGAACACAAUUGCAGCCAGAUAGAUGGUGGCAAAUGUUUGGGCCCUCAACCCCAAACCUUCAAAAAAUUGCCAUCCGUAUUUUGAGCCAGCCAUGCAACGCUUCUGGAUGUGAGCGCAAUUGGUCCAUGUUCAAGCACAUCCACUCG
Cryptomeria japonica (Japanese cedar) is the source of this 1191-nucleotide messenger RNA. RefSeq lists its product as uncharacterized. The transcript is spliced from 3 exons. Lineage: Eukaryota; Viridiplantae; Streptophyta; Pinopsida; Cupressales; Cupressaceae. The coding region runs from base 269 to 1039 and encodes 256 amino acids. The record is from RefSeq and is a predicted model, not a curated record.